AUGCCUGUGCAACGUGAACAUUUCCAAUUGCCUGCAGCCAAUGAAGUGACUAGUAAAUUAUCCGUUGCUACAGUUUUCAGGAAACUAGAUGCCAAAGAUGGUUAUUGGUAUGUGAAACUAGAUGCAGAGUCAUCCAAAUUAACAAAAUUUAACAUCCCAUUCAGGCAAUACAAGUUCAACAAGUUACCCUUUGCAUUAAACUCAAAUGAAGUAUUCCAGAAGAAAAUGCAACAAGCAUUUGAGGGUAUAGAUGGAGUUGAUGUCAUUUUCGAUGACAUAUUGAUCAAUGCCAAUAAUGAUGAGGAGCAUGAUAUGCGCCUUGGGCAAGCACUAGACAGAGCUAGAGAGAAAGGCACCAAACUCAAGAAACAGAACUGUUAA
This is a messenger RNA of Saccoglossus kowalevskii, 381 nucleotides long. RefSeq lists its product as uncharacterized. NCBI's taxonomy places the organism in Eukaryota, Metazoa, Hemichordata, Enteropneusta, Harrimaniidae. The record is from RefSeq and is a predicted model, not a curated record.